GAGAUUGGAGCCCAGAUCGAGAAGCUUACUCUGCUGGAAAGCUUCUAGGAUAACGCGAGCAAAGCUCUCAAAUCUGAGAAUCAGGAAACAGAGACCACGUUCAUUGUUGAAGCUUUUUACAUGUGGAAGGUGCCUUUGUGCCAGAUCUCCAAGGUAAUUUCCUGAUUCAUAUAUGAUAAUAGUCUCAGUGAUGUAUAAGACAUCAUGUGUAUUACUUAAUUUUCUUUUUUUUACUUUGUUAUGUCUGUCAUUUUAGGAAAUUUUGUACAUUCAUCAAAAAGUGAAAAAAUGAAAAAUGCAAUCAAUAUUCUUUAUGUUGAA
Elaeis guineensis (African oil palm) is the source of this 321-nucleotide messenger RNA. The record is from RefSeq and is a predicted model, not a curated record. Lineage: Eukaryota; Viridiplantae; Streptophyta; Magnoliopsida; Arecales; Arecaceae.